Ilex paraguariensis (yerba mate) is the source of this 534-nucleotide messenger RNA. The record is from the annotation of a GenBank genome assembly. Lineage: Eukaryota; Viridiplantae; Streptophyta; Magnoliopsida; Aquifoliales; Aquifoliaceae.
AUGGCAUCGGCGAUGGUAGAAGACAGCAACUUUGAAGACGACCAGCUUGCUUCGAUGUCCACUGACGAUAUCGUUAGGGCAUCUCGGCUUCUUGAUAACGAAAUUCGAAUCCUCAAGGAAGAGUUGCAGAGAACGAAUUUAGAAUUGGACUCGUUUAAGGAAAAAAUAAAGGAGAAUCAAGAGAAGAUCAAACUGAACAAGCAGCUUCCUUAUUUAGUCGGCAACAUUGUUGAGAUUUUGGAAAUGAACCCUGAGGAUGAGGCUGAAGAAGAUGGCGCCAAUAUUGAUCUUGACUCUCAAAGGAAGGGUAAAUGUGUUGUACUGAAAACAUCUACACGCCAGACUAUCUUUCUCCCUGUGGUCGGUCUUGUUGAUCCUGAUAAACUAAAGCCUGGUGAUUUAGUUGGAGUGAACAAAGAUAGUUACUUGAUAUUGGACACAUUGCCUUCUGAGUAUGAUUCUCGAGUUAAGGCAAUGGAGGUUGAUGAAAAACCAACUGAAGACUAUAAUGACAUUGGAGGGCUGGAGAAACAG